AUGGCACAGGCGCAGCGCGACGCACCUGAGUGUGCGCUUGUCCUGCAGACGCAGGUGGCGCCGGCCGUCAUUGGCAAGGUCGGCGACCCACAGUCUGGCCGCAUCACCCGGGCCAGCGUCGACGCAUACCUGCAGUCCCACCACCUCGUGUUUGACCGAGGGUUGCUGGCGCAGAUGUUUGAUGAGGCCGACUUCAGGAGGGAGGGCAGCCUCGCACCCAGUGCCUUUGUGGCCGCUGUGGAGGGCCGCUACCCCAAGCGGCGCUUCACGCGGCAGUGGCGCGAGCUGGUGUCACUGCUGCUGGGGGUGGCUUGCCUGCGGCUUCUAGACGUAGACACUGAGCCUGUCACCGAGGAGCAGCUAGCCGUCAACCGCAAGGUGGGCGCUGGCGUGUUGCUGUGGCUUAUGGAUUGCUGCAGCUGCUGCAUGUAA
Messenger RNA from Monoraphidium neglectum, 432 nucleotides. Its product is annotated as flagellar associated protein. The coding region runs from base 1 to 432 and encodes 143 amino acids. The transcript has 3 exons. The record is from RefSeq and is a predicted model, not a curated record. NCBI's taxonomy places the organism in Eukaryota, Viridiplantae, Chlorophyta, Chlorophyceae, Sphaeropleales, Selenastraceae.